CCUCUCUCUGGAUGUCUAUCUCUCUUCUGGGCUUCAGCGCCCCUGCCUAUGGGUCACUGUCCCCCUCCCUCUGGCCUCUGAUCUCUCUCUGGGUCUCUGUCUCCCUGUCUCUGGAUCUCUGAUCUCUUUCUGGCUCUCUGUCCGCCUCUCUCUGGGUCUCCCUCAGCUUGUCUUGGGCUUCUGCCCCUCCUUUUCUAGCAGCUGCCGCUCCCAUCCCAGCACCUGUUCUUGGGGUGGGACUGGAAGGUUUCACCCACACUCUCCCACAACUAACCCGACUGGUCUUUUUUAAAUCUAGUAAUCCAUACCCAGAGUUACAGCCCACAGGCCUACUCAUUGCUCUUGUGUGCUCUUCUGGAAACUAGGGGGAGAAGAGCUCCCUAAACUACCCCAGAAACCCAGUCACUUUUUCUUCUAGGACCUAGGGGUCCAUGCCCCAGUCCUCUUCUCUCAAACCCAGUGGAUCAAUCUACAGCCUUCCUCCCUCAGACCCAGUGGUUCAGACCCCAGCCUUCCUCCCUCAGACCCAGGGGUCCAGGCCCAGCCCUCCUCCAUCUGACCCAGGAGUUCAGACCCCAGACCUUCUUCCUCAGACCCAGGGAUCCAGGCCCCUGUCCUUCUCCCUCUGGUCCAGGAGUCCUGGCCCCACUCCUCCUCCCUCAGACCCAGGGGUCCAAGCCUCAGCCUCCUCACUCAGACCUAGGGGUCCAGACCCCAGCCUCCUUCCUCAGACCCAGGGGUCCUGGCCCCAGCCCUCCUCCCUCAGACCCAGGAGUUCAAACCCCAGACCUUCUCCUUCAGACCCAAGAGUCCAGGCCCCUGUCCUCCUCCCUCGGGUCCAGGAGUCCUGGCCCCAGCCCUCUUCCCUCAGACCUAGGGGUCCAGGCCCCAGCCUCUUCCUGCAGACCUGGGAUCCACCACUGUCUUUGUAGCUUUAAGUCCCUCAGGUAGAUGGGAGGAUCUUUCUGAGCUCUGUGUCCUUCCAGGCCCAGAUGGGGGAACCCCGAGCUGGGGCCCCCCUGGAUGAUGGCAGCGGCUGGACGGGCAGUGAGGAAGGCAGUGAGGAGGGCACUGGUGGCAGCGAGGGGGCUGGGGGAGACGGGGGCCCAGAUGCUGAGGGUGUCUGGAGCCCAGAUAUUGAGCAGAGCUUCCAGGAGGCCCUGGCCAUCUACCCUCCCUGUGGUCGUCGGAAGAUCAUCCUGUCUGACGAGGGCAAGAUGUAUGGUCGGAAUGAACUGAUUGCCCGAUACAUCAAGCUGAGAACAGGGAAGACCCGGACUCGAAAACAGGUUUCUAGUCACAUCCAGGUUUUGGCUCGAAGGAAAUCAAGGGAAAUCCAGUCCAAGCUGAAGGCCCUGAAUGUGGACCAGGUUUCCAAGGAUAAGACUUUCCAGACGAUGGCAACCAUGUCCUCUGCACAGCUCAUCUCGGCACCUUCCCUGCAGGCCAAACUGGGUCCUUCUGGCCCUCAGGCCACUGAGCUUUUCCAGUUUUGGUCAGGGGGCUCUGGGCCACCCUGGAAUGUUCCAGAUGUAAAGCCAUUCUCACAGACGCCAUUCUCCUUGUCACUGACUCCCCCAUCUACUGAUCUACCAGGGUACGAGCCCCCCCAAGCCCUCUCACCCCUGCCCCCGCCUGCCCCAUCACCCCCAGCUUGGCAGACUCGGGCCCUGGGCACUGCCCGUUUGCAGCUGGUGGAAUUCUCAGCGUUUGUGGAACCACCGGAUGCAGUUGACUCUUACCAGAGGCACCUGUUUGUACACAUCAGCCAGCACUGUCCCAGCCCUGGAGCGCCGCCCCUGGAGAGCGUGGAUGUCCGGCAGAUCUAUGACAAAUUCCCUGAGAAAAAGGGCGGUCUUCGGGAGUUGUAUGACCGGGGGCCCCCCCACGCCUUUUUCCUGGUCAAGUUCUGGGCGGACCUGAACUGGGGCCCAAGUGGUGAGGAGGCUGGGGCCAGCGGUGGCAGCAGCGGAAGUGGUGGCUUCUAUGGAGUAAGCAGCCAGUACGAGAGCCUGGAGCACAUGACCCUCACCUGCUCCUCCAAGGUCUGCUCCUUUGGCAAGCAGGUGGUGGAGAAGGUGGAGACGGAGCGGGCCCAGCUGGAGGAUGGGCGGUUCGUGUACCGCCUGCUGCGCUCACCUAUGUGUGAGUACCUGGUGAAUUUUUUGCAUAAGCUGCGACAGCUGCCUGAGAGGUACAUGAUGAACAGUGUCCUGGAGAACUUCACCAUCCUCCAGGUAGUAACAAACAGAGACACCCAGGAACUGCUGCUCUGCACUGCCUAUGUCUUUGAGGUCUCAACCAGUGAGCGAGGGGCACAGCACCACAUUUACCGCCUGGUUAGGGAUUGAAUGGGGACCCCACAACUGGCUAUUCCCAGAACACCUUCCUCCCCCAGGAAGGACCCUUCGGCUCUCCCCAUCCUUCUUAUCUGGGGAUGGGGCUGCGAUGAAAAAGGGCUUACCUCAGAGGCCUGAGCAACUGGGGCUGUCCCCUCUCAGAAUAGACCCCAAAACAUGGUUGGUGAGCUGAAUGGGUUGGAAGGAUAAACCCCAAUAUUGAGAUCUCACAGGGGGUGUCUGUAAGGACAGAUCACUCUGGUGUAUCAGGGAUUGGGGACAGGAGUGAGACAACACUGGCUUCUCAGCCUCAGACAGGGCCCUUCUCCAUUCUUCUGAAGUUUUGGGGC
Molecule: messenger RNA, 2689 nt
Organism: Castor canadensis (American beaver)
Lineage: Eukaryota; Metazoa; Chordata; Mammalia; Rodentia; Castoridae
Gene: Tead2
Product: TEA domain transcription factor 2
Biological process (GO): embryonic organ development; regulation of transcription by RNA polymerase II; hippo signaling
Cellular component (GO): transcription regulator complex
Molecular function (GO): DNA-binding transcription factor activity, RNA polymerase II-specific; RNA polymerase II cis-regulatory region sequence-specific DNA binding
Source: RefSeq, a predicted model, not a curated record